CGUGAGGUUACCUCCCCUUCUUCAGUCAGCAGCAUCUUGUCGGUUCCCACAGACUCGCUCAAAAUGGCGUCUGCACCCGAUUACAGCUCCUACAACCAGAGUGGUGCCCAGCAGGGGUAUGCUUCCUAUGCUGCUCAGCCAUCACAGACUUAUGGCCAGUCAGCUCAGCAAGGCUAUGGCCAGCAGAAUUAUGGCUCAUACACCCAACCUGCUGCAGCUGCUGCUGAUAGCAGUUAUACUCAGACCACCCCUGCUGCCGGAGCAUAUCCUCAACAGCAAACACAAUAUGGAUCAACAUAUGGCCAGCAGCCAGCAGCUGGAUAUCCACCUGCCCAGUCCACUGCUCAUGGCUAUACACAGUCAGCCCAGGGUUAUGGGGCCAGUAGUUAUGAAAGCACCCCAGCUGCUGCUGCGGCCGCUGCUCCUGCUGCCUCUCAAUCUUAUGGCUCUCAACCAGGGUACACUGCCCAAUCUGCCUACCCUGGGUAUGGUCAACAGGCUGCACCUUCUGCACCUCAAAGUGCUAACAGUCAACCAGCUGCUGGCUACAAUCAAAGCUCCUACUCCCAAGCAACGUCUUAUGGACAGCAGCAGCCUGGAUACCAGGGUCAGCAGGCCGGCUACAACCAGCAACAGGGCUACCAACAGCAGACACCACAGCAGCAACAAGCUCCUCCAGCUUACCCUCCUCAGGGUGCUGGUUCUUACGGCCAACCAGCAGCUAAUCAAUACAACCAGCAAGGUGGACCACCCGGUUACAACCAGUCUGGCCCAUACAAUAAUUACAGACAGGAUGGUCAAGGGGGAGGUUCUGGCUAUCCAGGUGCAGAGCCUGGAAGGUACCCUGGAGGUGGAGACAACAGGGGAAGGGAUGGCUUUGACCGUGGAGGAAUGAUGCAUCGUGGCAGAGGCAUGGGUCGUGGAAUGGGCAGCGCUGGAGACAGAGGUGGCUUCAGUAAGCCUGGUGGACCUAUGGGCGGGGAUGAUCGCGAAAUGGGACGGCCAGAGGAGCAGGAUGACUCUGAGAACAGCACCAUUUACAUCACCGGAUUGACUGAGAAAGCCAACAUAGAGGAAAUGGCUGAGUUCUUCAAGCACGUUGGCCCCAUAAGGAUGAAUCGCAGACUGGGUCAGCCUGCUAUCAACAUCUACACAGACAAGGACUCUGGAAAGCCCAAAGGAGAUGCCACUCUGUCUUAUGAGGAGCCCAUCUGUGCCAAAGCAGCUGUGGAGCAUUUUGAUGGAAAAGAGUUUCAAGGCCGAAGGCUUAAGGUGUCCAUGGCACGCCGAAAGCCCAUGAUGGGUGGAAUGAGAGGUGGCAUGCCCAUGCGUGAUGGCAUGAUGGGCCGCGGAGGUAUGAUGGGGCGAGGAGGGGACCGUGGAGGUUUUGGUCCACGAGGUGGCCCACGUGGAAUGGGCAGAGGUGGACCAACAGGAGGCAACAUGCAGCAACGAGCUGGGGACUGGGAGUGUCCUAACCCGGGUUGUGGUAACCAAAACUUUGCUUGGAGGAUGGAGUGUAACCAGUGCAAAGCUCCCAAACCUGAGGGCUUAGGCGGUGGUCCUCCUUUCCCUCCAGGUGGUGACAGAGGCAGAGGUGGACCAGGAAUGCGCGGGGGCAGAGGUAUGGACCGUGGUGGACCAGCAGGCGUCGGUGGGCCAGGUGGACCCGGUGGAUUCCGUGGCGGUUGGGGAGGUGACCGUGGUGGAUUCAGAGGACGUGGAGGAAUGGACCGGGGAGGGUUCCGUGGAGCUGGGCGUGGAGGACCUCCCAUGGACCGAAUGGGUGGCAGAGGGGGAAGAGGAAUGGGACCACCUGGUGGCAAGAUGGAUAUGAGGGACCAUCGCCAGGAGCGUAGAGACCGACCUUACUGAAGGAAAACUUCUUGAUUCUUCCUGUAGUGGAUUUUGAUUUUUAAAAGAAGUUUUAAUUUAUGAUUCCAUAUUUUGAUGGUUAUAGAACUGCUUUCAUUCAACAAUGUGCAGUUUGUCCACUCUGUGGUUACCUUUUUUGUUUUAGUUCCUUUUUUUUUUAGUUAGUGUUUAUACUGCAUUCUGUAUUGUGCAUGUUUUUGUUUUUAAAUAUGAACAUUAGGUUUGCCAUUGUAUCGUAAAUGCAAUAUUUUUCAUUGGACAAUGUAACGGCCCCCCAUUUCCCAUAACUUACAGUUGUACUAUGAUAUACUUGGUAAAUAAAAUUUUGUGAAUUUCA
Messenger RNA from Cyprinodon tularosa, 2212 nucleotides. It is a transcript of the gene ewsr1b, whose product is annotated as EWS RNA-binding protein 1b. The record is from RefSeq and is a predicted model, not a curated record. Bases 64 to 1875 code for a protein of 603 amino acids. NCBI's taxonomy places the organism in Eukaryota, Metazoa, Chordata, Actinopteri, Cyprinodontiformes, Cyprinodontidae. Gene Ontology annotation, cellular component: nucleus. Gene Ontology annotation, molecular function: RNA binding; transcription coregulator activity. Gene Ontology annotation, biological process: regulation of DNA-templated transcription. The transcript is spliced from 15 exons.